Molecule: messenger RNA, 1500 nt
Organism: Ostreobium quekettii
Lineage: Eukaryota; Viridiplantae; Chlorophyta; Ulvophyceae; Bryopsidales; Ostreobiaceae
Source: the annotation of a GenBank genome assembly
AUGGGGUUCCGGGGGGCCGUGAUUGCGGCCCUGUGGCUGUGGCUGUGGGCGGGUGCUCCCGCGGUGAUCGCCCAGAGGGACGGCGCCCUGCGGACGGGCACCUUCACUGUCGUCGCCACGACGCCGUCUGUUUCGUCGCCGACUCCCGUGGCCGAAGAACCGGCGAUGGCGCCCGCGGGCAGCAUGCCGGCGGCGAACUCGUCGAUGAAUUCGACGGUGGGGAUUAACGCCACGGGGGCGCUGAACGUGACAGGGGGUACCGGCUCGGUGGAUGAAGAUCUCGACGCUGAGAUAAUAGACAACGCGCUGGGGACGCCCCAGGAGAUGGGCGAGGCGGAUGCCGCGCAGGAAGACGAGCGGACCCCGCCCGUCGACGUUCCUCCCCCCGCUGAGGCGUCGGGGCCGUCGACCGCCACGGGGACGAUCGAUCCAGCCGACCAAGCCACCAGCGGCGAUUCGAAUCUCAUUCCUACUGACGACGGCUUGUUGACCGUCGUCCGGCCGUCGCCCUCUCCUGCCCCGCCCGUCGCCUUGGGGCCUUCCCCAUCUCGCUCACCGCCAUUCGGCGGCACGACUUUGCCAAAUUCAUCCUCCGCCUCCCCGCCGGCCACCGCCCCGCCGUUGAGGCUGACCGGUCCCCCCCCCGGAGCUGCCCCAUCUCCCGCCCCUGCUUCCAAAUCGCCCUCUUCCCCAGUGGCCCAAUCGCCUCAUGCAGCUCCAUCCCCUCAACUGGCCAAACCUCCUCAACUAUCCCUUCCUUCUCGAGGAGCGGCUCCUCCUCAAGGGGCACUUUCUCCUAAUGCAGCACCUUCCCCAAGGCAGGAGCUGUCCAUUCGGCAGGCUGUGGUCCCAGAGCAGUUUGCUGAAUCGCCGGGUGCGGCCCCGACGCUAGGGGAGUUCGCGGAGGAACCUGCAGAAGGUCCUGUCGCCCUGCCACCCGAGGCCAUACUGGUGGCGGCUGCGCCUGUGUCGCAGAUGCAAGUGGAAGAUAUGGAAGUGACGCUGGAAGUGCAGAUGGCGAUCAGUUCGGGAGAUCCCUCUGAGGCCGCCGAGGUGUUUGUCGAGACGGAGACCGUGACGGGUGUGGCGGACGGUUUGAGGGCGCCACCAGAAUUCACUGUCGAGGCAUUCCCAGAAGAUGCUCCACUGCAGGAGAAGGACCCCGACGUUGUGGCAGCAAAGGGUGUGGCGAUUGCAGUGGUCCAGGCCAUCGACUCAGAUCCGCAAAUCGUGGAAAGGAUGGCAGAUGCCAUCAUCGAGUCUGCCCUUCCCAAGCCACCUCGACGCUUCUGCACCACUGGUGACCCAAACCGACCAGAUUGGUGGUACGCCCAUGUUGGGGGCACAAGGAGCGACUGGACGCGCAACUCAGAUGCAAAAUGCCUGGGCAGUGUGACGUUCAACCCCGUUGGUUGGGGUGAGGAGCCAUGCGUGUCAGGAUCCACAAGGAGCGAGUGUGAGAGGAGCCUCAACAUAGGUGAGCGGGAUGAUGCUUUGUGA